AUGUCUGUUGUGGAUAUAAAGUCGUGGCUGAAUUUAUUAUUGCUGCGUCGGGGGAGCCGUGGAAACCAGGACAGUCCAUGCAGGAGGUAUGCAGUGACUCCUCCUCUCACUCUGCGUCAUGUUACGUCCUCCUCCUCCCCCUCUCUGGAGCCAGCAGCAGCACAGGAGCUGCCGUGCCUCGUCUCGACGCGGAGGAGAUCCCGUGUAAAGCCGGAGUAAUAGCAAAACCCCAUACAGCCAUGGCAGAAAACGCCGGCUUGGAAAACCACCGCAUCAAGAGCUUUAAAAACAAGGGACGAGAUGUCGAGACUAUGAGAAGACAUCGAAAUGAGGUGACGGUUGAGUUGAGAAAGAACAAACGAGACGAACAUCUACUGAAGAAAAGAAAUGUCCCGCAGGAGGAGAGUCUGGAGGACUCUGAUGUCGACUCAGACUUCAAAGGACAAAAUGUCACACUUGAUGCCAUCUUACAGAACGCUACCAGUGAUAAUGCAGUUAUCCAGCUCAGUGCUGUACAGGCAGCCAGAAAACUGCUCUCGAGUGACAGAAACCCCCCCAUCGACGACUUGAUAAAGUCCGGGAUCCUGCCUAUUUUAGUCAAAUGCCUGGAGAGGGAUGACAACCCUUCUCUUCAGUUUGAGGCAGCCUGGGCGCUGACCAACAUUGCCUCUGGGACAUCAGCACAGACUCAGGCUGUGGUCAAAUCCAAUGCAGUGCCCCUGUUCCUACGACUGCUACACUCUCCCCACCAGAACGUAUGUGAACAGGCUGUAUGGGCUUUAGGAAACAUUAUAGGUGACGGUCCACAGUGCAGGGAUUAUGUCAUUUCACUGGGCGUGGUCAAGCCCCUGCUUUCUUUCAUCAACCCAUCAAUCCCCAUCACCUUUCUCCGCAACGUCACCUGGGUCAUUGUUAACCUCUGCCGCAACAAGGAUCCACCACCGCCCAUGGAGACUGUGCAAGAGAUUUUGCCUGCUCUCUGUGUGCUAAUAUAUCACACCGAUAUAAAUAUCCUAGUAGACACAGUGUGGGCCCUGUCCUAUCUGACGGACGGAGGCAACGAGCAGAUCCAAAUGGUCAUCGAUUCUGGCGUUGUUCCAUUUCUUGUGCCUCUUCUCAGCCAUCAGGAGGUCAAAGUUCAGACGGCAGCUCUGAGGGCAGUGGGUAACAUUGUGACAGGAACAGAUGAGCAGACGCAGGUUGUGCUCAACUGCGAUGUUCUCUCACACUUCCCCAACUUGCUCACGCACCCUAAAGAAAAGAUCAACAAGGAGGCAGUCUGGUUCUUGUCCAACAUUACAGCUGGGAAUCAGCAGCAGGUCCAAGCUGUGAUUGAUGCUGGACUGAUUCCUAUGAUCGUUCACCAACUGGCUAAGGGUGACUUUGGCACUCAGAAGGAGGCAGCAUGGGCCAUCAGCAACCUCACCAUCAGUGGGAGGAAAGACCAGGUGGAGUUUCUGGUGGACCAGAAUGUCAUCCCUCCAUUCUGUAACCUGCUGUCAGUGAAGGACUCCCAGGUAGUGCAGGUGGUGCUGGACGGCCUGAAGAAUAUCCUCAUCAUGGCAGGAGAUGAAGCCAGCACUAUCGCUGAGAUUAUAGAGGAGUGUGGAGGUUUGGAGAAGAUUGAAAACCUGCAGCAGCACGAGAAUGAGGAUAUCUACAAACUAGCCUUUGAGAUUAUUGAUCAGUACUUUUCAGGAGAUGAUAUUGAUGAAGAUCCCAACUUGAUCCCUGACACCACUCAAGGAGGGACCUUCAACUUUGAUCCAGCUUCCAACAUGCAAACGAAGGAGUUUAAUUUCUAAACGCCAGAAUGUUUGGUUCGACCAGCUGCACGGGUACUCUGUAAUCACCCCAGACAUUCAUCCAUCUCUCCUCCAACCUGGCAACCUGGUACCGAAGGAUUUACUUGGCAUCACUUCAACAUGGAAACUCACCACUGAAGGAUUUACCAACCUUGCCUCUGCACUGCGGGGUGUUUUUUUUGUUGUUUUUUUUUUUUUUGUUGUAUUUUUUAUUUUUGGGAAUGGUCAUCCUUCACUGAACAUGGCAACCCUUCACUGGAGUCCUGGUCAUUCAACAGGCACGUCACCAUCAGGCAACCUACAUCAGGAGGAUUGCCAGCUUUCUCUGCCAGUGCUUCAAAAUAUCUCACACAAAUAAAAACCAAGAAGGAAGAAAAAGCCUUCGUGGCAAGAUUUACCGUAAUUGCCAAAUGUCAAGUCUUCAUAAAGACAAACACAAGCACAUUUCAGUCACACACAUACACACUUUUUGACACUUUGAAUUUGUGUGCAUACUUCUGUUAGAAGCCAUCAUAUCACUUGUGGGGAAGAAAAUACUGCUGUUUGUUUGUGGUUUCUUUUUGUGCUUUCCCUCCCCUGGAUCGUCUUCUGGUGUUAUUUCACCCACGCGCACGCACGCUAACAUACAAGUACGUACACACACACACACACACACACACCGUCACUUAGUCACACGGAUUCCCAAUGGCCGGGGCACCCCAAUAACCCUCUCUCACCCAGUUCCCAGUUUAAAGAGUUAAUCCCAGAGCUAAGCCAUGAUUUAACCACGGACCCCCACUGCCCUCCAAAGGGAGUCCUGGGGCAGGUGGGGGGGCGAAAGGGCUCUAAGGCAAAAAGAGGACUUCCGUGGCAAACUGACUGACGGGACUUCUGACUCAAUGACGUCACUUUUUUAAUGUGACCUCUGUUGAAUUAUCAAACUUGUUUAAUAGAAAAAAAAAUCAUCAAAAAUGUGAAGAAAAUGCCAUAAUUCUCUUUUUAUUUCAAUAUAUACAACUGUAAGACCUGCUAAGCGCCUGCUUCCGAUUCAGCAGAGCGACAACAGUUUUUGUGAUUUUACAGAUGUGAAUGCCUGCCACGGGAGGAAGCACCUUUUUAGGUGAAGGCGCAAGAGACUUAAGAGAAGAGGAACAUGUCAGCUGUAGCGUUUAUCCCCCUACAGGACGUCCAUUUCUGCAGCAGGAGCUUCGUCACGUCCUGUGUUCCAGUGAUUGCUCCGGACUCCCCUGUAAUGUGAAACUUGGAAAAUGGGGGGUUCAACAAAGAAAAACACAAAAAAAAGUGUCAAGCUCAGAAAUCGAUCUGAAUUGCUUAUCUGAUCUUUAUUUUAAUUAUUUUAAAUUCUCUCUUCAAACUAAUAUUUUAGGUUCAUGUUUUCAGCUUCUCCUGGUUGAGUCUGUGGAGCUUUCAUAUGUCUUUUUUUGUUUUGUUUUUCCUUUUCUUCAGUCUUAUGCACACGUCUGAGAGGCAUAUCGAUGUCUGCCUGCAGAAAGGGACCUAUACUCAAUAAAGACUAGACUUAUAUAACGAGUGCAGGUCCUGACCUUUACAGUACUUAACUACUUUUUCGAAAGAAGAGGCCACAUGUCAUCACUCAAUUUGAAUAAUUGUACAAAACAAUGUGAUGUGUAUCUCUCCUUGCCGUCUAAUGAAUAUAUGAAUAUAUUUACCUAAAGCCUGUACAAAGCUGCUGCAGCUGACAGUCGUUUGAUGGACGAUAACUUUACUGUCAAAGAUGGCUGGGGAGGGUUUUACUUUUUCUUUCUUUCUUUUCUUUUUUUUUUUUUUUGAAGCAAUAUUUCUUUGUUUCAUUGUUUUUAUUUUUGACUUGCAUAUGUAUUGUGAUGACAUGCUGAUAAAUUGGAACAGGCUGUUUUUUUUUUUUUCUCUCUCUCUUUCUUCGUAGUGGUGACGGGAUGUUUAAAAUGCACCGUCCCAUGUCCCAGUUGGUGUGCGGGUGCGGGUUCACGCUGUCAGACCCCACCCUAACCCUGGUCUCGAAGACUUUGUGAUCCUCUGGUUGGCUGCUAACUACUGAGAGGGGGUCAGUGUAAGGUGGGUGGGGGUGGGUAGGGUAAGGGAGGGUCACACUGGGGUUUUAAAUAUUGGGUGGGGGUUGUAACGAGCAGCCCAGGCUUGUUUUUGGGACUAGCUGUUUAUUACUGAACAAAACUAUGGAGAGGGUGUACAGUCAUGAACUAGCAGACUAGACCGAGCCACUUUAAAGAUUUACAAUUUCGUUGCCUUGUAUCCAAAUUGGAUACAAGCUUAUGUUUGUUGCAAGAUUUUUACUUGCUAAUGAAAAGUUGUUUUAAAUAAAAUAAUAGGAGAAAAGCAACAGACAGCGUUUUGGCCUCUGAUUGUUUAUAUCUUUUUAUAAAUUUUAGAUUGAAUUUCCUCUCUUUAAGGUGGCUCAUUGAUGCUUUCAACUCUUGUGCAUAUUAAAGACAAGAAUGAGUUGAAAAUCAUUGUGCCUUUUGUUUUUCAUUUCAACUAAAACUAGGUUUUAUUGAAUAGAAAAGAUUCUUUGAGCAACUGGAGACUAUUGAAAUGGGAGAUGUGGCUACAGUAACAUGUGGGCCUCCCUGUUGUUGGAGUUUGCCACGGGAAAUGGUCAAUGCUGCUCUCUGCUGUUGAGAGUAACUGCUCCCCUCCAAUCUUAUUCACUGAACAUUGUAACACACCAUUUCUCCCACUCAUUGCUGCCCCUCCCUCUCCCAAACACCACAAACCAUCAUUGCCAUAUUUCGGUCAUGGGAUUUUGAUCUCAUCUCUUCUCAUCUCACCCUCAGGACAUGAUCUGUGUUUCUGAUCCUAACCAAAAUAAACUUGCUGUUUAGCCGUUG
Messenger RNA from Acanthopagrus latus (yellowfin seabream), 4651 nucleotides. RefSeq names its product karyopherin alpha 3 (importin alpha 4) (gene kpna3). The transcript has 17 exons. Gene Ontology annotation, biological process: NLS-bearing protein import into nucleus. NCBI's taxonomy places the organism in Eukaryota, Metazoa, Chordata, Actinopteri, Spariformes, Sparidae. The record is from RefSeq and is a predicted model, not a curated record. Gene Ontology annotation, molecular function: protein binding; nuclear import signal receptor activity. Gene Ontology annotation, cellular component: nucleus; cytoplasm; nucleoplasm. Bases 78 to 1805 code for a protein of 575 amino acids.